This is a messenger RNA of Fukomys damarensis (Damara mole-rat), 1672 nucleotides long. Its product is annotated as broad substrate specificity ATP-binding cassette transporter ABCG2. Gene Ontology annotation, molecular function: ATP binding; ATP hydrolysis activity; ABC-type transporter activity. The annotation marks the transcript as partial. Gene Ontology annotation, cellular component: plasma membrane. NCBI's taxonomy places the organism in Eukaryota, Metazoa, Chordata, Mammalia, Rodentia, Bathyergidae. The record is from RefSeq and is a predicted model, not a curated record. The transcript is spliced from 14 exons.
AUGUCUUCCAGUGAUGACCGAUUUUAUAUCCCACUGCCACGAAGAAACACCAGUGGUCUCUCCGGAAUGUCCUCUGGUGAGCUGAAUAUGCAUAGCAAAGGGACUGUGUUAAGUUUUCAUAACAUCUCCUAUUAUGUAAAAGUGAAGCGUCACCUUCUACUUGGUUGGAAAAAAGAGGAGAAAGAAGUACUAUCGAAUAUAAGUGGGAUCAUGGCACCUGGCCUCAAUGCCAUUCGGGGACCCCUAGGUGCAGGAAAAUCUUUGUUGUUAGAUGUCUUAGCUGCAAGAAAACAUCCAGAAAAAUUGUCUGGAGAUGUUUUGAUAAAUGGGGAACCUCAGCCUGCCAAUUUCAAAUGUUAUUCAGGAUAUGUAGCAGAAGAUGAAGGCAUCAUGGGCACGCUGACAGUGAGAGAAAAUUUACAGUUCUCAGCAGCUCUUCGGCUUCCAACGACCAUGACACAACAUGAAAAAAAUGAGAGGAUGAAUGAUGUCAUUGAAGAGUUAGGUCUGGAUAAAGUGGCAGAUUCCAAGGUUGGAACUGAACUUAUCCAUGGUGUGUCUAAAGCAGAAAGCAAAAAGACAAGGAUAGCCAUGGAGCUAAUCACACACUCUUCCAUCUUGUUCCUGGAUGAGCCCACUAAUGCUUUAGAUCCAAGCACAGCACAUGCUGUCUUUUCACUCCUGAAAAAGCUGUCUAGGCAGGGGCGAACAAUCAUCUUCUCCAUUCGUCAGCCUCAGUAUUCUGUCUUUAAGAUGUUUGAUAGCCUCACCUUAUUGGCUGCAGGGAAUCUAAUGUUCCACGGUCCUGCGCAGAUGACUAUGGAGCAACUUUUCUUCAGCAGGUAUGGUUACAAAUGUGAGCCCUACAACAAUCCUGCAGAAUUCUUCCUGGAUGUCAUCAGUGGGGUCUUCACUGCUAAGGAAUCAGAUCGAGAGGAGGAAGAACACCAAUAUGAGAACAUUAAAGAGUUUUCCAGGACAGUUGAGUCAAUCACAGAAAACUUAGCUGAGUUCUAUGCCAACUCCCCCUUCUGCAGAGAUACAAAAGCUAAACUAGAUCAAUUCUCAACUGGUCAGAAGAGGAGCUUAGCCUUCCAGGAGUUCACCUGUGCCGCAUCCUUUUGUCACCAACUCAGGUGGAUUACCUGGCGUUCAUUUAAAAAUUUCCUGGGUGAUCUCCAGACCUCUGUGACUCAGAUCAUUGCCACAAUUAUAGAGGGAUUGCUUAUAGGUGUCUUUUUCCUUGGGAUAAAAAACGAUUGUACUGCAAUCCAGAGUAGAGCCUGGAUGUUCUAUGUUUUGAUAGUCUCACUUUGUUUUAACUACGAGUCUGCAAUUCAGCUCUUUCUGCGGGAGAAGAAGCUCUUCAUAGUUUGGCAGAGAUUAAGUGGUGAAUUGAUCAUCAACUUGAAGUUGGAAAGUAAAGAUGACAAAGAAUGUGACCAAGUUAAACCUGAGGUUGCUGUCUGGCAGAGAUUUAAACACUGCUAUCAGGUGCAGGUUGCUGCCUGGCAGACAUUGAAGGACUGCUGUGAGGUGCAUGAUUCUGACGUUGCCUCUCACCACAAGUGGCGCCUGAACAGGCAUCUGAGUAAGAGGCACAUGGAGGAGAGUGCCCUGCGAUCUAGGACACUACAACAAGAACUGCGACUGAUCCCUGUGGCUCCUGCAA